GUGGGCACAGGUGGGUGGCACUGGUGGGCACAGGUGGGUGGCACUGGUGGGCACAGGUGGGUGCACUGCUGGGCACAGGGUGGGGGCACUGCUGGCACGGUGGGUGCACUGGGCACAGGUGGGGGCACUGCUGGGAACGGGUCGGCGGAGCUAGUGGGCGCACUGCUGGGCGGAACUUGCGGGUGUCACUGCUGGGCACCCGAUCAUCAGGGCACUGAUCAUCAGUGCCCUGAUGAUCGGUGCCGAUCCCCGCUCUGACAACUGCCGGUUCUCGGCAGUACUUUCCUCACGAUCUGACAGUGUGAGGAAAGUGCAGCCGAGAACCGGCACUUGCAU
Messenger RNA from Staurois parvus, 336 nucleotides. Lineage: Eukaryota; Metazoa; Chordata; Amphibia; Anura; Ranidae. The record is from the annotation of a GenBank genome assembly.